This is a messenger RNA of Fomitiporia mediterranea MF3/22, 1816 nucleotides long. RefSeq lists its product as uncharacterized. The transcript has 3 exons. The record is from RefSeq and is a predicted model, not a curated record. NCBI's taxonomy places the organism in Eukaryota, Fungi, Basidiomycota, Agaricomycetes, Hymenochaetales, Hymenochaetaceae. Gene Ontology annotation, molecular function: protein binding. The coding region runs from base 4 to 1758 and encodes 584 amino acids.
AAGAUGACAAUUAGGGGUAUAAUAUAUCACUACAAUGGCAUAUAUUUUGUACAGGAAGCCGAGUACCACUGCUACACAGAAAGCCUAAGCACUGGACAAGAACUUGUGCAUGAAAUACCCUCUGACAACGAUUCCUACAAAGUGUGGCUCAAGGGUAGAAGGGCUUUCUAUAGAUGUGAACUGGAAAGGAUUAAGAAGCUGGAAGAAGAAAACGAACAUCUCGACGAAGACGAGGGCGAUUACGAUCCUUAUGUUUUCAGGCCAACCACAGAAUUUUUUCAGGUGGCACUAGACUGCAAUUAUGACUAUAUUAUUGACUUCACUACGGAACGGUUCUGCGUCGGCAAAGCAGAGUUUCCUCUUUGGAACAUUCCACGAGGCGAUAACGGCAGAGACUGGUCACAGUACAUACUUAUUGAUGGACUACAUAGAUCUGUCUUGCGACCUGACACACCAAAACAAUAUCGAGUUCUGAUUGAGCCCAGCCCUCCCUCGGAAGUCGGGCUCGCUGUUUACCGGGUAUUGGUGCAUCACGUUGAAAUAGUCGCCGAAUCCGUUUGGAUGACUUGCAGUACCGAUCAUCCGACGCUCGGCAUUGCGUCUGCUAUUACUCGCGGUCUCAUGAUGUAUCACAAUAGCAAAAUCACUGCUAUUGGGUCGAAUCGUGACGGAAACGAGUCACUCCACCCCUACGCUGAGCUUCUGCUACGUGCUGCGUCUCCUAGUGGAUUUAUUCUUGAUUUUCAACAGGGUAGGCAUCGUAAUGCCUGUAAUGACAAGGGUGAUGAGAGUCAGAGUCGGAAUCAGAGUCGGAAUCAGAGUGACGAAGAUGGAGAUGACGAGACCAAUCACGAUACUGGAAAGCCGUCGUGCACCUUCUAUAUGUACCGGGGCUGUAUGGUGUUCGUUACGGAAGAUUGCUCAACCCCUGACCAUUUACGAGCUAAUAUUGGCCUCGCCAUCGGACACGCACGUGAAACGGGAAAGAACAACUGCACCGUCAUCAUAUUUUCUAUUCGGCACGUCGCUGUAGCAAUUUUAAAUGGUGUUGUCUCGGGCACGUUGCACAUCUCUCACACCAAUGUGCAACCUUUCUUAGAGGGAUUUGGUUAUGGAGGACUCGAAAGAGGGCUGAACCUUAUUGCUCAUUAUUUGAGACCCCAUUGUGUCGAUGGAGGAGUUUUCAGGCAUACCUUAUCCGAACGGAAUUCGCCUGAUUGGAAUUGCCCUGUCCUCCCUCUAGAUGUUCUUCUCCGAAUAAUGGAGUUGGUCGAUUCUGAUACGUAUGCAGUGUUCAGUCUGGUAUGCAAGAUGCUCCGGAAAGAAUGGUUUGAACACCCGCGAAUCUCAAAUUACAGGAUAGUCUCCUGCAGAGCAUUUCAAAUGGACACCUUCAAGGACCUUCCCAGAUUAAAGCUAUCCGCUCUACGAAGUGACGGGACGGUUACCACUCUGAUCAUCUUCUAUCCAGCUUUUCGCUUCUAUGGCACCUGCACGUAUAGAUGGUCCUGCUGUUCGUGUCCUGAUCUGUGUGUUGGUAUGAAGUGCAUAUCUCGUAUGUUUCUGUACUAUCUGCCUGAGAGUGUUGGGUUGUCUCGAGACGUAGAGGCGCGUCGCAGGGGAGUCGCUGAAUCUUGGCAAGAGGAUUACUUUCCAGGAAGAGAAGCUUGGAGAACAAACCAUUCAGGCCUUGUUGCUAUGGAUGCUAGUAAUGUUUGCGAGGCCUGCAAAACUCACUUUGAUAUGCUAGGGUUGUAGAAUCACAAAUUCGACACCUAGAUAUCCAUAAAACACAAGUAUUAGGUUUAAUAACAAA